Messenger RNA from Liolophura sinensis, 3621 nucleotides. Its product is annotated as DNA excision repair protein ERCC-5-like. The coding region runs from base 31 to 3264 and encodes 1077 amino acids. Gene Ontology annotation, cellular component: nucleus. The record is from RefSeq and is a predicted model, not a curated record. The transcript has 14 exons. Gene Ontology annotation, biological process: nucleotide-excision repair. NCBI's taxonomy places the organism in Eukaryota, Metazoa, Mollusca, Polyplacophora, Chitonida, Chitonidae. Gene Ontology annotation, molecular function: single-stranded DNA binding; DNA endonuclease activity.
AGUAUCUGGCUUCAUCAGGCCCUCAAAGGUAUGCGUGACCGUGACGGAAACCCCGUCCAGAAUGCUCAUCUCAUCAGCCUGUUUAACAAGGUGUGCAAGCUGCUCUUCUACAGGAUCAAGCCUGUGUUUGUGUUUGACGGGGGUGUGCCAGCUCUGAAGAAAAAAACAUUGGCAGGGCGUAAAGAAAGGAAAGAACAGGCUGAGAGAGAAUCUCAGAAAACUGCCAAGAAAAUGAUGUCAAACUUUCUGAAGAGUUAUGCCAUGCAGCAGCUGAUGGGAGGAGGAAAAGACAACUCUGAUAGUAUCAGCCUGCCAUUCCCAGUUCAGACUGAACCAGAUAUGUUUGAGUUACCUCCCUUGCCAAUUAGGAAAGACGAGGACCCAGUUGAAACAGAUUCGUCGGAGGAAGAAUUUUAUCAGAGUCACUUGCAGAACUUGAAUGAUGUGGACAUAGAUUCGGCUGAUUUCAAGGAUCUUCCCUCAGAACUGCAGCACGAGAUUUUGACAGAGAUGAAAGAAACGAGGAAGAGGAACUUUUUGGCAAGAAUGGCGGAAUUACCAGAGGAUUCUUCCGACUUCUCCAGUUACCAGAUGAAGAAGUUACUCCACCAGAACAAACUGUCGUCCAGGAUUGAGGACAUUCGUAAAGACAUGAAUGAGCGGCAGACAGGGGAGAUAACCCAAGGCCUGGGAGAGGACUACUAUGGGUCAUGUGAUGUGGAGAGUCGGAGGGUUGUGUCAGAUGAUACCUCGCACUACAUUUUGAUCAAAGGACUCGCUAAGAAGAGGAAGCAGCAUGCGAUGGCAGUGAAGAAGGAAGAAGAAAGAUUGAAUGACCUGAGAAAAUAUUUUGAAGAAAUGGAAGAUGAAAAAGACACUAUCCUGCCUAGUUCAAGUUCACAAGCCUGUGGCUCAGGAAAGAAAAAUGAGGAGGAAAACAAAAUGUCCAUGCUGCCUACUUUAGCUGCAGACAUUUAUGGAGCUGAAGAGCCACAACCAGGUACGUCAGGAUUACAACUAAAACAGGCAGAUUUUCAGUCUGACAAAGGCAUUGUUGUUGUGCUUGAUGAUGACUCUGAUGAGGAUAUCAUGGUGGACGACACAAACCAAGGUUACGCUAAAGAGAAGAUCAUGAACUGGGUCAAGGCCACUCAAGGUCAAGGAAGCAAUGAGACUCGGAUUUCCAUGGCAUCAGGGGAAACUGAUCCAUUGUUUAAUGUGGGUAAAGACAUGACCAAAGAAAACAAUUUAGACUGUGAAAUGAAGAAUGUGAGAACUGAUGACCAUGGGGCAACUGUCAGGAAUGGGCCAAAGGUGAUUGGUGAUAUGAUACAGAAGGAGGAGGUUGUCAUGGAAACGUGUGAAGACAGUGGGUCUAGUACCAAGGUGUCAAUUGUAGAGGAGAAAGAAACUAAUUCAAACGACUAUACAGAAAGACCAUUGGAUAAGGACGGAAAAAAUUUGCAUAACUUGGCACAAAAGAAUGUUAAUCGUCAGAAUUUUGACAAGAAUGAUGAAAGACAGGAAGAUUUCAAGGAGUUGAAUUUUGCAGAGCCACUAAAACAAGGUGCUGAAGCCCUCUUCAGUGAUGGCAAAAUAAAUAAAACAAACUUUUCUGAUAAAAUUAGGCAUCCUCCCGAGAAGCCUUUGUCACAUGAUAAUCUUCUAUCCUCUAAUCAAGUUGAUGUAGAGGCCAGCCUUAAACCAGCUAUCCAAGAAUCAUCUGCUACAGAGGGCAUUGUCACUGCAGAAGGUGUCAGGACAGAAGAGUCUUCACAAAGGGAGGGAACUGUGUCUGACCCUGUUGUUGUUCCUGAUGAAGAGGACAGUGACGAUGAUGGCGGCGAGUUCAUUGAGAUUCCAGAGAUGUCAGCAGACAUCACCUUCACACGGAGCUUAUCUCAGGUCAAUGACUAUGCAGAUGAAGGGUCAAAUGUCAUCCCAACGGAAACAGAAGAGACAAAAAUGGAGGAAGAAGAAAAAGCUGGGAAGAAUUUCAGAGCUCAGUUGGAAGAACUGACAGAGGAUGGAUUUCGAGACUUUCAGUAUGAACUGCAGGAAGAGGCUGUCACUUUGCAGACUGAGCGUGGGAAACAGGCGAGACUGGCUGUGUCCAUAGGAGACCAGAUCUAUGCUGAAGCACAGGAGUUGCUGCAACUGUUUGGCCUGCCUUACCUGGUCAGCCCUAUGGAGGCAGAGGCUCAGUGCGCUUAUCUGGACCUGUCAGGGCAAACUCACGGCACCAUCACUGAUGAUAGCGACAUCUGGCUAUUUGGAGGACGCCGUGUCUACAAGAACUUUUUCAACAAGGGCAAGCUCGUGGAGUUCUUUAAGAUUGAGGACUGCGUGUCACAGUUUGGACUUGAUCGAGACAAGCUGAUCAACAUAGCUCUCCUGUGUGGGAGUGACUAUACAUAUGGUAUUAAGGGGGUGGGGCCUGUCACUGCCAUGGAGAUAAUGGCAGAGUUUCCAGGGCAACAGCAGGAGGGGUUAAAGGCAUUCAAGAAAUGGUGGAGGAAGGCUCAUAAACAGCCGGCUCAGGUCAGUGACACCAAACUGCAGACUAAACUACGCCAGGUCUCUCUGCACGGAGGUUUUCCUGACAAGACUGUGGUGGAGGCAUAUCAUAACCCAGAGGUGGAUCAGUCACAGGAAAGCUUCACUUGGGGGAUGCCUGAACUCGACUCCAUCAGGGAUUUUACACAAGAGCGACUCGGAUGGACGAGGGCCAAGACUGACGAGAUUUUGUUACCCGUCCUCAAACAACUCAACAAACCUUCAACUCAGGGCCGCAUCACCAGCUUCUUUACACCAGAAAUUCAUCCAAAAGUAAGCCGUAAACCACAGAGCAAACGGAUGAAGAAAACACUGCAGAAAAUGAACGAUCCACAAGGUGCUGGCGAGUCUUCUACGUCUAGAAAGACGGCUAAGUCACGAAAACCUCCAAUUAAAAAGGUCUUAAAGAAAGUGUGUUUGUCUGAAAGUAGUUCCUCAGACAGUGAGAGUGAAACAUCUGAGGAUGAAUCUGAUGGUGACUCUCUGGCGGCAGCCAUGUUAGAUGAUGAAUUUGAGGAGGAUUUUCAACAGCCUGAAAACAAAAUAAAAAAAACUCAAAAUUCGAAAACGAAAAAUACAAAAAAUUCGAAGGGAAAAUCCCUACUACGGCCAAAAACAGUUUCACAAUCAGCAACUGCAAAGGAAAAAACAGCACAGAAGACGUCAAAAUAUACAAAAAAAGCUUUGUCUUCUCAUAUGCCGUUGUAACCUCUUUGGCAUGAUAUUAACUGACGGGUGUUUUUUUAUGUAUUUAUUCAAACAUUUGUUCCAUCAUGAACCCACACUGAUGUUAAAUACACUUUAACCUCUAAGUCUUGUGCAUUUAGGUUAAGAAUCUUUAUCGAGGAACAAUAUAUUUACUAUUUACAAAAUUUGUGUAUUUUUAGAAUUUAUGUACAGCAUGAUAAAUUAAGAAUUGCAUUUUGGUAGAAGAUUUCUAUAUGUAUCCUGUGAAAUACGUUGCCGCACUUAGCACUUUGAAUAGUAAACAGUUCUACCUCUAGCUAAAGGUGCAUUUCAGUACCAUUUAUGUAAAUUACCUUUUAAAACAUGGCAUUUCCAUCC